Aaosphaeria arxii CBS 175.79 is the source of this 1408-nucleotide messenger RNA. Its product is annotated as acyl-CoA dehydrogenase NM domain-like protein. Gene Ontology annotation, molecular function: oxidoreductase activity, acting on the CH-CH group of donors; flavin adenine dinucleotide binding. Lineage: Eukaryota; Fungi; Ascomycota; Dothideomycetes; Pleosporales. The coding region runs from base 1 to 1362 and encodes 453 amino acids. The record is from RefSeq and is a predicted model, not a curated record. The transcript has 2 exons.
AUGGCAUCCAACAUCAAGAUGGACAACAAUCCUGCAUUCGACCGCAUCCCGCCCUGGGUGAAGUCGAAGCUCCGGCCCAUUGCCAUUGAAAAGAUCCAGCAGGUCUACGAUUGGGUUGAGAAUGAGUGCAUACCCGCCGAACGCAUUUACAAAGCCCAAUUGGAAGGCAACCGAUGGAAGACGCCCGCUAUCAUCCAUGAGCUUCGGCAAAAGGCAAAGGCGCAGGGCCUCUUCAAUCUGUUCCUACCGAACCAUUUCGAAGAGAGUCCUGGCUUGACGAAUCUCGAGUAUUCUUGCUGUGCUGAGAUUAUGGGACGAGUCUACUGGGCGGCACAGACGAUGAAUUGCCAUGCUCCCGAGACAGGCAAUAUGGAACUCCUCGCAAAGUACUGCACUCCAGAGCAGAAAAAGCGCUGGCUCCACCCAUUGAUGAACGGCGACAUGUCUUCAGCAUACAGCAUGACAGAGCCAGACGUCGCCUCUUCUGACGCCACACAAAUCGGCAUCAAGAUGGAGAUCACAGAUAAAGAAGUCAUCAUCAACGGACGCAAACUCUACGGCAAUUGCCAGUACAACGAAGAAAUGCAACUCUUCGUCCUAAUGGGCUGUUCGGACCCCAACAACCCAGACCGAUUCCGCCGCCACACGACCCUAGUCGUACCCGCGAAGACCAAGGGCCUCAAACAGGUCCGCAACCUCACCAUCAUGGGCUACGACUGGGCGCCCGAAGGUCACGGCGAAUACAUCUACGAAGACGUGCGGGUUCCCGUCGAGAACAUCAUUCUCGGGCCGGGCCGCGCGUUCGAAAUCGCACAGGGGCGCCUAGGGCCCGGGCGGAUCCAUCACUGCAUGCGUUUGGUCGGGCAGGCAGAGCGGGCGUACGAACUCGCGCUCGUACGCUGCUUCGAGCCGAAUAAGAAGCCGAGGGGGAAGUUCAUCGGCGAGUUUGACAGUAAUAUCGAGCGCAUUGCUGAGAUGCGGAUGACGAUCGACUCGAUGCGUCUUGUUGUGCUUAAUGCGGCUGAUACUAUGGAUCUUCAUGGCAAUAAGGCGGGCCGCUAUGCGAUUGCACAGUCGAAGAUCAUGGUACCCAACGCGCUGAUGAAGGUCAUCGACGAGGCCAUGCAGAUAUAUGGUGGGCAGGGCCUGACGCAACAUACACCGCUACCGGAGCUGUGGACCUACGCACGGUUCGUUAGGGUUGCUGAUGGGCCUGACUCGGCGCAUAGGCAUCAGGUCGGUCGUGACCAGAUGAAAACUGCACAGGCGUUUAGAGAGCGGGCGGCGGGCUACACGAAGAGAUAUAAGGAGCUUUGUAAGAAAUGGAACCUUGAACCGGAGGAGUUUUGGGGGAUUGUCUGAGGGACAGAGAGUUGUAGAUUUGGUCGCAUUUGCAUGUUCUGUAUAU